Messenger RNA from Siniperca chuatsi (mandarin fish), 3222 nucleotides. It is a transcript of the gene ube2nb, whose product is annotated as ubiquitin-conjugating enzyme E2Nb. The coding region runs from base 109 to 609 and encodes 166 amino acids. NCBI's taxonomy places the organism in Eukaryota, Metazoa, Chordata, Actinopteri, Centrarchiformes, Sinipercidae. The record is from RefSeq and is a predicted model, not a curated record. The transcript has 5 exons.
UCUGAAACCACCGGAAGAGUGAGUUAUCUGUCCCCGCCCCGGCAGCUCAGUCAAUCCGACCUGAAGAGAAGGCGAGUCCACGGCUAAAAAUAUAAUAGCUAACACAAGAUGGCCGGUUUGCCUCGUAGGAUUAUAAAGGAGACACAGCGGUUGAUGGCAGAGCCUGUUCCAGGGAUCACGGCUACGCCUGAUGAAGGGAAUGCACGUUACUUCCAUGUGGUCAUUGCAGGGCCUCAAGACUCUCCUUUUGAAGGAGGCACAUUUAAACUUGAACUAUUUCUUCCAGAAGAGUAUCCCAUGGCAGCUCCCAAAGUGCGAUUCAUGACCAAAAUCUACCACCCCAAUGUUGACAAACUGGGAAGAAUAUGUUUAGACAUUUUGAAAGAUAAAUGGUCUCCAGCCCUGCAGAUCCGUACAGUGUUGCUAUCUAUCCAGGCGUUAUUAAGUGCUCCCAAUCCAGAUGAUCCCCUGGCAAACGAUGUUGCAGAGCAGUGGAAGAAAAACGAAAGCAAUGCCAUCGAGACAGCCCGAGCAUGGACCAGGCGAUACGCAGGCAUCACUACGUCCCGAGCAUGGACCAGGCUCUACGCGGGCAACACUGAAGUAUAGAAGAAGAGAGACGAGGCGUCUGAAUGUGAUCCACAAAAUGUACUCCUAUUCUGUCAACAUUUGAAUUUAACGGACACAAAAAGAGAAAAAAAAAAUAAGAUUAUAAGUCCAAAUCUAUUUGAAAGAAAUGACAAGAUUUACUGCUGCAGACCUCUGGGUGACUUAUUUUCCUCUCUAAGAUGCGUUAAGUGUGUGUUAGCCUUUUUUUUUUCUGUGUUGCUAUUUAAAUGCAUGGACAGACAAUGACACCCUCCCCACUACAGUCUUAAAAAUAACAUGCAAUAUGUUGUCCUGAACUAGGCACAUACUGGUACGUUUGCAAAAUAUACAUGCAUUAAAGCUGUUCUUCUUUUAACACAUGCAUUAUUUGUCAACACAUCUGUAUGUCUUUUGUUCUGUUAUUUCAGCACAUCGACAGAGUACAUGUCUUUUCUCCCCACUAGUAGUAGGAAUGAUGACGUUUUCUCUUUAUUCUUCUUAGAGAAUACGAUGAGUUUUUGGAAAAUAUCCCUUACGUUCAACAAGGAGGUUAGUUGAAUUUCCACUCCUGUGUGUCUGUGCGAACACGUCAUAACACUGAAUAUUAAGUUGGUGUUGCAGCUACUGUACUUCAGCAUCAUCUCAAGAGCACAUGGGGCACUUAAUACUGAGCACAGAGGGGAAACUCUUUACAUACAGAAUUUUUAUCGCACAGCAAAGACUAUCUUAAAAUGUGACAUAAAAGCAAAUCAAUUUAAAGGAUUCCACACCGGGAGUACUUCCUCAAAAAAGCUAUUCAAUCCUACAUAAACCUUCAAAAAACAGUUUCUGUAACUGCAGUGCAAGUCUAGUGACAUUUUUAAGAAUUAGACACAAAAAUCAAAGGAGGUCAUCCACAGACAACUGAAGGAGGUUCAUUCCUACAUUUUUACUGUAAAAUAAAUUUGAAGACACCCUGAAGGUUGCUGCAUACCUGCCCAAUAUUCCGGUAGAGAAUACACAGUACUGAACAGCCACAGCUAACAUUUAAAAGCAUUUAGUCCAUGGCUAGCAGAUGUAAUUUUAUCUCUUUUUAUUAUUUACAUCUUAACAUUGGGCUUAGGUUGACAGAAAAGACUAUUGUGUGAUUAGAUGCCUGAACCCAGUUAGGUGAGGAUUGUGCUUCUAAUAAUCCAAAAUCUGCUGAUUUAAUGUCAUGUUUUGUUCUUUCAAAGGUUUGUCAAGCAGUCUGUUUCGGCAGCAGUAUGAAAUUUUUUGCCAUAUCUUCAGAAACUGUCGAUGUAAUGUUUGUUUCAGCCAUGGUUUUCUCACAUCUUUACACGUUUCAGUAAAAGUCAAGUCUUUUCAAACCCUUUUGGACAGUUUGGGGAGGGUGAGCAGGUUACUACACGCUUAAAAAAAAAAGCCAUUCCCAACACAUUCAGAAAGGUAGAAUGACGCAAAUUCUUUGUGUUGAAAAGCAGCCGUAUGCAUGUUAUAGCAGACUACUAAGAUGUGUUGAAAAUGUACUUUUUUUUUUGAGGGUGUAGGACGUUGGUCUUUUUUUGUUUUUAUUUUCCUUUUUUAACUGUUUGUCCAUGCUAUCUAUAUUGCCUGUUUAUUUUAUUUUCAGUGUUUUUCAUUAAAAAAAGGCAUGUACCAUAAUCAAACUGAUAUCAGCACAGUUCAGAGUUUUCUUGAGGGUGUCUGUGAGAGCUGAGGUGUUGACUUGUCUUUUAAAGGGAAAGUUGAGGCUUCUUUUUUUUUCUCGCCUUUUUUUUUUCAAGGUUUUCUCAAUUACAAAGUUGUUUUUCACCGUUUGGUCUUACCUGCUUUUUCUCUUUCUAUGAUACUGAUCUGUGAUGAUUAUGCAAGUGAAUUUAAUUGAUUGGGUCGUUGUGAUAGCAGGAGAAAAAAAGUGAUAUUGAAAAUAAAACAUAUUCGAGAUUAAAGGUCCUUAUCAUGCUAUUACAGAUUCUCUAUUGGCUCAAAAUUGCAUGCAUUGAAACCGUGUGUCAAAUUUAGAUUGGGAUUUGUUGAUGGCCUGUAGAAAAGACUUCUAAAAGUCCUUAAGCUUUCAUUUUAAAAGAUGCUGUGUUGAUGGGUUAGAGGGAUCGGUUUGACAACAUCCGAUAGUGGCUUUAAAGGCUCUUCAUGCCAUAACUUGGACCCUCUGUGAUCGUAUUGCUUCUGGAUGGCUCAUCUGAGGGAGGACUGUAACGUUAUAUUGUAGUAAAACUAUUUUUGUUAAGUGCUCUUUUUUGUUUUUGUUUGUUUUUUUUUGGUUGCUCUCUUUUCUUGCUCUUCAUCGGAUUAUCGCAGGCUUGGUGUCGCGUAGAUUUGUUUGUGUCCUGUCCUCACCCAGAAUUAUUAACUUAACUGUUUCUAACCGCUACAUUUACUCAAGUCUGGGAGGAGGAGCACAGCUUAAAACCUGGUUAAUUUAUUGUUUCCCUGGGGGACUUGACAGUAAUCUAAAUCAAGAAACAGUCACUCGCUGGAUUUUUGAAGCAUCUAGAUCAUAAUAUCGAGAGAUCAAACUCUGAUUAAUCAGCUCCCCAUGUGUUAAAAACAAAAAAAGUUCUGUCGUAAUUUCAGUACAUUUGCAUACAUGGCUCUUCAAAUACUCUGUAAAUAAACUGAGUUGAGUAAGUA